Molecule: messenger RNA, 1326 nt
Organism: Thlaspi arvense
Lineage: Eukaryota; Viridiplantae; Streptophyta; Magnoliopsida; Brassicales; Brassicaceae
Source: the annotation of a GenBank genome assembly
AUGAAGAGAUCUUUGUCUCAUUCUUCUAAUAACAGUAGCCGACUUGGUGGCUGUGACGACGAAGACGACUCGAACCGUCCUCACAAUCACAAGAAGCCAAGAACAGACCGGGUGAUAGAGGAAGACGAUGCUGAUUCUUCGGCCAAGACGAUCUCUUUAGGCGAAAAUGUUCCAGAAAGCGAGAAGUGGGUGGUGACUCGUUUUCUGGGAAAAGGCUCAUACGGCUCUGUUUACUUGGCAGUGAGCACGACCAAAGGACAAGAAGACUCUCUUCCUAGCGAGAUGGUAAUCAAAACGUGUGACUCCAAACAAGCAUCACGCCUUAAGAAGGAGGUAAAAUUCUUACUGCAUCUCAAAGAUAAUCCCUACAUUGUCUCCUACUAUUCUAGCGUGAUGACAAAAGACAAGAACACGGAGGAGAUGUUAUACAAUACGAUUCUUGAGUACUGUCCAGGACAAUGCCUCGCAAAGGCACUCGAAAUACACAGAGGAAGAGGGUUAAGAUUAAAGGAUGUGAAGCAAUUCGCUGCCCAAAUCUUGGUUGGUCUAAAGUAUAUCCAUGAGGAGGAGAUCAUUCACUGCGACAUUAAACCAAAGAACAUCUUCCUUGGGGCAGACUCUAGGGCUAAAAUCUCUGGUUUUGGGAAAGCGAUGAGUAAAGGGUCUGAUGAGUACGGUGAUGGUUGGGGUCAUAGGAGAGGCACAGCGCGGUAUAUGUCCCCGGAGGUUAUGGGAGACAUGGUCUUGGACUAUGGUGCUGAUGUUUGGGCUUUUGGUUGCACAGUUAUUGAGAUGUUGACUGCAGAACGUGUUUGGGGAGAGGAGGUCGAGCUUGAUUGGGAAGAUUGGGUCGCUCUCAUCGGUGAUAGUGAUGCAGUUCCUCUUGUCCCUGAUGAUUUGUCUAACGAAGCUAAGGAUUUUGUCUCCAAGUGCUUGCAGAGAGACCCUGCUCAAAGGUGGACAGUUGAUAGCUCAGACAUCCGUUUGUUCGUGGCGUUGAAGAAGAAGAAGAAGAAGAAGAAGAAGAAGAAGAAGAAGAAGAAGAAGAAGAAGAAGAAGAAGAAGAAGAAGAAGAAGAAGAAGAAGAAGAAGAAGAAGAAGAAGAAGAAGAAGAAGAAGAAGAAGAAGAAGAAGAAGAAGAAGAAGAAGAAGAAGAAGAAGAAGAAGAAGAAGAAGAAGAAGAAGAAGAAGAAGAAGAAGAAGAAGAAGAAGAAGAAGAAGAAGAAGAAGAAGAAGAAGAAGAAGAAGAAGAAGAAGAAGAAGAAGAAGAAGAAGAAGAAGAAGAAGAAGAAGAAGAAGAAGUUAAUUUGUUUUGAUUUGCGAUAA